AUUAUGCUCCGCAUUGCGUUUGUGAAGAUGUGCAUUUUAUACACCCUUAACAUGCACACGGGAUCAUUCGUUCAGAAUUAGGCUAUAUGGUUAAACAAACCAUUGAUUUAAAGUGAAUGUAUCAUCAACGAAUGAAGGAGCUGCACGUAUGCACACCUUGAGCAGCAGGAUGAUGCAGGCAGGAGUCUGUCUGAGACAGGACACUGAGACAACACUACCAGAGCUCACUGAGCAGCCCUGGAUCAGACAGAAAGAAGAGGAACUCAGUGGACUGGCAGAUUCUAAGACAGAGUGUGCUGCACCAGGACUCAACACACUGGAGCUAGAGUGUGUUACAGCACACAGCAGGGUCAGUGAUGUAGUCCACACACACGCAUCACUAAUUAAAACAGAAACUGAUCUGGGAUCCACCCAUACUGGAGAUCUUAUUAAGACAGAGAGCCUCGACAGUACAGAGCUUGGAUAUGUAACCCAUCUGCCUCCUUGUCAAAUCAAAAUGGCUACUGAUGAUGGAGGAUACGUUAAGGUCGAACACAACAGUGACUUGCAGGAUAUUAAGUGUGAAUCCAGUGAAGGUGUAGUGAGUGAUCUCAUGAAUACUAUGAUGCGUGGAACUGGUGAUGAUCAAAAAGACCAGACUGAAACUUGGCAAUGUGGUGGAGAGCAAAAUCCAAUCUCUGAAAAAGAGGAAAUGUGUGAUUUUCCAACCCAAUGCAGGGACUUAAAUCAUCCUUCCAAUAUCAACAUUGAGAAUAAUGAGAUCAGAAUUGUCCAGAAGAGUACAAAUGGUAGCAACACACAUACUAAUUGUCAUAGAAUGAAUGUGAUUAUUGAACCCCUGAUUAUUAAUUCCAGUAAAGGACCAAACCUUUUGAACUUCUUUCCAAACCAGCUCGUUUGUAGAAACAAAGGGGAAACUAAUACUGGUGAAAAGCCAUACAAGUGUCCACAGUGUAGUAAGUGUUUUCGUGCAAAAUUUGAUUUAAAUAGACACCUCAGAAUUCAUACAGGUGAAAAACCAUACAAAUGUACACACUGUGGUAAGCAUUUUCGUACCAAAUCUGAUUUAAAUACACACCUUAGAAUUCAUACAGGUGAAAAACCAUACAAGUGUACACACUGUGGUAAGCAUUUUCGUACCAAGUCUGAUUUAAAUACACACCUUAGAAUUCAUGCAGGUGAAAAGCCAUACAAGUGUACACACUGCGAGAAAGAUUUUUAUACAAAAUCUCAGUUGAAUAGACACCUGGGAAUUCAUACAGGUGAAAAGCCAUACAAGUGUACACAGUGUGGAAAGUGUUUUUGUACAAAAUCCGAUUUAAAUACACACCUUAUCAUUCAUACUGGUGAAAAGCCAUACAAGUGUACACACUGUGAGAAAGAUUUUUAUUCAAAAUCUCAGUUGAAUAGACAUUUAGGAAUUCAUACAAAUGAGAAGCCAUACAUGUGUACACAGUGUGAGAAGUGUUUUCGUACAAAAUCUGACUUAACUUCACACCUGAGAAUUCAUGCAGUUGAGAAGCCAUACAAGUGUACACAGUGUGGUAAGAGUUUUCGUACAAAAACUCAUCUAAAUAGACACCUGAGAAUUCAUACAGGUAAAAAGCCAUACAAAUGCCCUCAGUGUGAGGAGUGCUUUUCCAAAGUUUCUCAUUUAAAUCGCCACCAGGCAGUUCAUACAGAUGAAAAGCCCUUCAAAUGUUCUCACUGUGAGAAGUGCUUUUCCAAAAUUUCUAAUUUACGUAGCCAUCUGAGAAUUCAUGCUGGUGAAAAGCCAUACAAGUGUACACAGUGUGAAAAGUGUUUUCAUAAAAAAUCUUAUUUUGAUAUACACCUGAGAAUUCAUACAGGUGAAAAGCCCUACAGAUGUUGUCAGUGUGGGAAGUGCUUUUCCACAAAGUCUCAUUUAAAUAGCCACCAGAGAAUUCAUUCAGGUGAAAAGCCCUACAAAUGUACUCAGUGUGGGAAGUGCUUUUCCACAAUAUCUCAGUCUAAUACACAUCAGAGAAUUCAUUCAGGUGAAAAGCCCUAUAAAUGUACUCAGUGUGGAAAAUGUUUUUCCCAAACAAAUGCAUUAAAUACCCAUAAGACCGUUCAUACAGGUGAAAAGCCAUACACAUGUCCUCAGUGUGGGAAGUGCUUUUCCACAAUAUCUCAUUUCAAUAUGCAUCACAGAAUUCAUACAGGUGAAAAGCCAUACAAGUGUACUCAGUGUGAGCAGUGUUUUUCCAAAAAAAAUGAGUUCAGUUGUCACAGUAUAAUUCAUUCAGGUGAAAAACCCUACAAGUGUACUCAGUGUGGGAUGUGCUUUUUGGGUGCAAGUUUUUUAAUUCUCCACCUGAGGAUUCAUACAGGUGAAAAGCCAUACAAAUGUCUUCAGUGUGGAAAGUGCUUUUCCAAAUUAUGUUAUUUGGUUAGGCACCAGAAAAUUCCUACUGGUGAAUAGGCUGACAAAUGUACCCAUUAUGGAAAGUUUCAUCCCUUUCGUGCUGCGUAUAAUGGAAAAUGUUUUGCUUCAGUUUUAAUAGAACCACUUAAUUAAUUUGAGAAUCCUUUGAAUCUAUUUGUACAAAUCAGCCUUUUGUGCUUUCGAAAGUCUUGUCUGGUGGGUGUUUUAGUUUGAAUUGAAGGAGUGAGUAAAAGGUGGUAAUACUACUAAAGGUGGUAAAACUAUUUGUCACUGUUUGUAGUUGUCCAGUUUAUAGUUUUGCUUCUGAUAUUUGUUCAAUGUUUGUAUUUUGGACAGUUUGAAAAAAAGUACAAUGUCUGGGACAAUAUGCACUGCCAUUUUCUUCUGUAACAAGUGUUUUUCACUAUUUUGUUUU
Messenger RNA from Anguilla anguilla (European eel), 2825 nucleotides. Its product is annotated as zinc finger protein 271-like. Gene Ontology annotation, molecular function: DNA-binding transcription repressor activity, RNA polymerase II-specific. Bases 149 to 2446 code for a protein of 765 amino acids. Lineage: Eukaryota; Metazoa; Chordata; Actinopteri; Anguilliformes; Anguillidae. Gene Ontology annotation, biological process: negative regulation of transcription by RNA polymerase II. The record is from RefSeq and is a predicted model, not a curated record. The transcript is spliced from 2 exons.